Messenger RNA from Cercocebus atys (sooty mangabey), 2121 nucleotides. It is a transcript of the gene RFC2, whose product is annotated as replication factor C (activator 1) 2, 40kDa. Gene Ontology annotation, biological process: DNA repair; DNA-templated DNA replication. Gene Ontology annotation, molecular function: ATP hydrolysis activity; DNA clamp loader activity; DNA binding. The transcript is spliced from 11 exons. The coding region runs from base 253 to 1674 and encodes 473 amino acids. Gene Ontology annotation, cellular component: DNA replication factor C complex; nucleus. The record is from RefSeq and is a predicted model, not a curated record. NCBI's taxonomy places the organism in Eukaryota, Metazoa, Chordata, Mammalia, Primates, Cercopithecidae.
CUGGAACUGCAGGUGCGCGCCACCACGCCCAGUUAUUUUUUUUAAUUUUUAUUUUUGUGGAGACGGGGGUCUCACUAUGUUGCCCAGGCUGGUCUCGAACUCCUGGGCUUAAUCUCUCUUCUGGUCUCUGUCCCCCAAACUGCGGGGAUUAGAGGGGUGAGCCACCGCACCCGGCCUUGAGUCCCCAUUUUCCUGGAACGAACACUGCAUUUCAUCUGACAAAAGGACAGUUUCAGUUUCCUCCUCUGCAAAAUGGGCUGGGGGUGGAAUUCCCAUCUUGCAACCGAGAAUUCCCUGAUAAUAAACGUCAAGUGCCGAACGCGGUUGAGGCGCAGGAGCCCACUCAACGGGAGCAGCUCACUGGGACAUUCAGAACAAUCUGGAAAAGUGGGCACGGGCAGCCCCAGACGUCAUCCCCGGACCCCGCUGCCCAGCAGCGCCCGGACGCGAGCGCUGUCCGUGUCCCAGCACCGAAGUCGGCGUUUGGCCGCAACGUCCCCGGCCCUGCUCCUCCCACGCCGCCGCGGAGCGGAUCUUCCACAGAAACUACACACAAACGUCCAUUCCGAGAGCAACCUGUCUUUCUCUGAAGGCGUCACGGCCAGAGCUCGCCUUCCUGUAGCUCCCAGGCCGGACGCCAGCUCUCCGCUAGCAACCGCGGCCUCUAGCGACAGCCGCCCGGGAACCACCGGAACCCUCUGCACCGGCGCGGAGAGGCGCGGGGUUGAAAAAUAUAGGCCAGUAAAGCUGAAUGAAAUUGUCGGGAAUGAAGACACUGUGAGCAGGCUAGAGGUCUUUGCAAGGGAAGGGAAUGUGCCCAACAUCAUCAUUGCGGGCCCUCCAGGAACUGGCAAGACCACAAGCAUUCUGUGCUUGGCCCGGGCCCUGCUGGGCCCAGCACUCAAAGAUGCCGUGUUGGAACUCAAUGCUUCAAACGACAGGGGCAUUGAUGUUGUGAGGAAUAAAAUUAAAAUGUUCGCUCAACAAAAAGUCACUCUUCCUAAAGGCCGACAUAAGAUCAUCAUUCUGGAUGAAGCAGACAGCAUGACCGACGGAGCCCAGCAAGCCUUGAGGAGAACCAUGGAAAUCUACUCUAAAACCACUCGCUUCGCCCUUGCUUGUAACGCUUCAGAUAAGAUCAUCGAGCCCAUUCAGUCCCGCUGCGCAGUCCUCCGCUACACAAAGCUGACCGACGCCCAGAUCCUCGCCAGGCUGAUGAAUGUUAUCGAGAAGGAGAGGGUACCCUACACUGAUGACGGCCUGGAAGCCAUCAUCUUCACGGCCCAGGGAGACAUGAGGCAGGCGCUGAACAACCUGCAGUCCACCUUCUCAGGAUUUGGCUUCAUUAACAGUGAGAACGUGUUCAAGGUCUGUGAUGAGCCCCACCCACUGCUGGUGAAAGAGAUGAUCCAGCACUGUGUGAACGCCAACAUCGACGAAGCGUACAAGAUUCUUGCUCAUCUGUGGCAUCUGGGUUACUCACCAGAAGAUAUCAUUGGCAACAUCUUUCGAGUGUGUAAAACUUUCCAAAUGGCAGAAUAUCUGAAACUGGAGUUUAUCAAGGAAAUUGGAUACACUCACAUGAAAAUAGCAGAAGGAGUGAACUCCCUUUUGCAGAUGGCAGGCCUCCUGGCCAGGCUGUGUCAGAAGACAAUGGCCCCGGUGGCCAGUUAGAGCAGAGACUUCGCUGACUGACUUACAGGAGCCCUAUCCUGAGGUACAGGAGCUGUGGCUUUCUGAUGGGGGAAAAUGCCGCCUUAGGCUGGAGCCAGCAUGACUGCCGUUUAAACUCCAGUGGCUGGCCAGGUGUGGUGGCUCACACCUGUAGUUCCAGCACUUUGGGAGACCGAGGCAGGUGGAUCACCUGAGGUCAGGAGUUCGAUACCAGCCUGGCCAACAUGGGGAAACACUGUCUCUACUAAAAAUAUAAAACUUAGCUGGGUGUGGUGGCAGGCACCAGCUACUUGGGAGGCUGUGGCAGGAGAAUCGCUUGAACCCAGGAGGUGGAGGUUGCAGUGAGCCAAGAUCAUACCAUUGCACUCCAGCCUGGGUGACAGAGAGAGACUCUGUCUGGGGGGUAAAAAAAAUUAAAUAAAUAAACUCCUGUGGCUUUCAUGAUUG